This is a messenger RNA of Acytostelium subglobosum LB1, 258 nucleotides long. RefSeq lists its product as hypothetical. Lineage: Eukaryota; Evosea; Eumycetozoa; Acytosteliales; Acytosteliaceae. The record is from RefSeq and is a predicted model, not a curated record. The transcript is spliced from 2 exons. Bases 1 to 258 code for a protein of 85 amino acids.
AUGGCAAGCGGCAGCACAACCAAUCUGUGGACACACUACACAGACAAGCAUGCGCCCAACCUCUCCAUUGCAAUGGACAAGUACCUAGACAACAGUGGCAACUUGCGAGACACUCCGAGGAUAACCAUGGUCAAGUGGCUAGUGAUGAACCAUCAGCCCAACCUCAUCGUCGAGCAAAAAUUCUUCAAGGAGAUGAUCGACUCAUUCAUUUGGAGUACUUGGUCCAAUAGCUCUUGUACUCCAGCUUCAGCAUGUUAA